Messenger RNA from Stegodyphus dumicola, 1212 nucleotides. It is a transcript of the gene Alg13, whose product is annotated as Alg13 UDP-N-acetylglucosaminyltransferase subunit. NCBI's taxonomy places the organism in Eukaryota, Metazoa, Arthropoda, Arachnida, Araneae, Eresidae. The record is from RefSeq and is a predicted model, not a curated record. Gene Ontology annotation, molecular function: hexosyltransferase activity. Gene Ontology annotation, biological process: dolichol-linked oligosaccharide biosynthetic process.
AAUAAGUGUUCGUUUGUUUACUAUAAAGUCGCCAGUUUUGAAACAGUAAAUUGCGAAAAUCAAUUGAGUUCUUUCAAAAGAAUAUUUAUGUUACCCUAAAUUAUAGCGGUUACUAGAAUAAAAUAAUGAAAGAAGGAACAUCACAUCUUAAAAAUCUCAUCUGUGAACCUUUCCUUGAAUCUGAUAUGGAACUCAUCACCAGAAUUUUUGUCGAUGUUGCAGCUAUGUGUUUGAUGUGUCUGAGAGAAUCCGUCAAUUCUUAUAUCAUUGUUGUAUGUUGGUGAUUGUUCUUUCAAGAAAUUACCAUUCAUAAUUUCAAUAGUGGCACACUUCCCAAAAAAGCUGGCCACCCCUGAUGUAUACCAAGGUGCUACUUUAUUGGGGUGGAGGGUGGAAUCUAUAUAUCUUACUUAGGGAUAUUUCCAUCUGAAAUGCCAUAUGAAUUUCUCAGAUCUGUGAAAAUACUACAACGAUAAAAGAAAUGGUCAGAGUCUGCCAGGACAUCGGUCUGCCUCUUGUAUGCAGAAUUUACUCAAGUAGCUGGGGAAUAUUCUGUGUCCGGUUAAUCUCUUCUGAGGAUAUCUAUUUACCUAAAAUACUAUAGCAGACGUAAACGUACCGGAAGCAUGUCUGCAUUUGUUACUGUUGGCUCAACUUCUUUUGAUAAUUUAAUUAGAAGUGUUUCAUCUUUUGAUAUCCUCAAUUUACUUGCAUCUAAAGGAUUUGAAAAGAUAAUUUUUCAAAUAGGCAGAGGUAGUGUGAUACCAGAAAGUAGCACAAUCAUAGAAAUUGAGUGGUUUAGAUUCAAAGAUGAUGUCACAGACUACAUAAAGAAUGCAUCAUUGGUUAUAGGACAUGGUGGAGCUGGUACAAUUUUAGAAUCUUUGAUCAAUAGAAAACCAUUGAUAUCUGUUUUAAACGAAGCACUUAUGGAUAAUCAUCAAGGAGAACUUGCUAAUCAGCUUGCUAAGGAGGGUUAUCUGAAAUGCUGUACCUGUGCCACAUUAUAUAAUACUUUACAAGACUAUUUUGCUGAUAAAUAUUUUGUUCCUUAUAUCUCAGAACCUCACAUGUUUUCAGCUUUUCUAGAGCAAGUUAUGGGCUUUGUAUGAAAGAAAUACACAUAUAUAUAUAUAAAAUAUCGUAAUAAUAUUUGAAAUUGUAUAGUGGGAAUUAUUUCAUAAGAAAUAUACAUUUAAUAUAGUUGUAAAA